CAUUUUGGCCGUUAAUUUGGUUGCUCCAAAACGAUGAAUGUAUAGUUCUCCUCCUCCUCCUCCUCCUCCUUUCACAGCAAAUCUUCUGUCUACUGUUAUCUCUCCCCAAGGAUUGAAAAUGGCGAGUGGACUCUCAGCUUCACACCGCCUUUUCAGCACACAGUCCAUGCACCAUCCAUUCCAGUGUUUUUUCUACUCAUCCAACUCUCCUCACAAGCCACCUUCAAUCCUCGUUCAGAGCCCUAAUUGUUCCGUUCGUCUUCGGGCCGUCCCCAAAUCGUCACCGCGCAAGAGCUCUGCCACUUCUCUCGACCCCUCUGUUCAGGAACCCGUCACUCCAAUCUCGAGUGACCGGGUCAAGCCUCCGGAGUCGAGCCCCGGCCCGGUUUCAUCGCCGUUGAAUUCCCUUUCUCUUCUUCUUCGUCGCUUAAGAGAGGGGCUGAAGGUUGAUGAACUAGGAUUGGAGAUUUUGUCUAUUGCACUGCCGGCUGCGCUGGGUCUUGCCGCCGACCCGAUUGCUUCACUGGUCGAUACGGCAUUUGUUGGCCAUUUGGGAUCAGUUGAAUUGGCUGCCGUAGGUGUAUCCAUUUCAGUUUUCAAUCUGAUAUCAAAAUUAUUUAAUGUUCCUUUGCUCAACAUCACAACAUCCUUUGUUGCUGAAGAGCAGGCGUCAGUUGCCAUGAAUGAUGAUGUGUCUAAUAUAAUUAACCAAGAUGAUGUGGCUGGAAACCAGGGCAAGAUGCUUUUUCCUUCAGUGUCAACUUCCUUGGCUCUAGCUGCUGGCCUUGGCAUUGCAGAGACUGUAGCACUUUCUCUUGGGUCCGGUUUCUUAAUGAAUACCAUGGGUAUACCUGCUGACUCACCAAUGCGUGUACCAGCUGAGCAAUUCCUUACCCUGCGGGCUUUUGGUGCUCCACCAAUUGUAUUAGCACUUGCAGCACAAGGCACUUUUCGGGGAUUUAAAGAUACAAAGACACCUCUAUAUGCAGUUGGUGCAGGCAACUUAUUGAAUGCACUAUUAGAGCCAAUUUUGAUCUUUCUCUUUGGUUUUGGGAUUGGUGGAGCUGCAAUUGCUACUGUGUUUUCUGAAUAUUUGAUUGCUUUUAUCCUUUUAUGGAAGUUGAAUGACAAAGUAUUACUUGUUUCUCCAAAGAUUGAUGGGGAAAGAGUUGUUCAAUAUCUAAAAUCUGGUGGGCUUCUAAUUGGCAGAACUUUAGCGGUACUAGUGACAAUGACAUUAUCUACAUCAAUUGCAGCAAGAGAAGGCCCCAUACCUAUGGCGGGCCAUCAGAUCUGUUUACAAGUUUGGUUGACAGUAUCUUUACUCACUGAUGCUUUAGCACUGUCUGGCCAGGCUCUUCUUGCUGGUGAUUACUCGCGAGGGAAUUUUGGUCAAGCACGCCAAGUGGUUUACAAAGUUCUACAGAUCGGUUUACUGACAGGAGUUGCCUUGGCUGUGGUGUUGUUUCUUGGGUUUGAAUCACUCUCUGGCUUAUUUAGCAAUGAUACAGAAGUUCUGAAAAUUGCAUGGUCUGGACUUCUGUUUGUUGCUGGAUCUCAGCCAAUUAAUGCUCUUGCUUUUGUUCUUGAUGGGCUCUACUAUGGGGUCUCAGAUUUUGGAUAUGCAGCAUACUCAAUGGUGCUUGUUGGAAUCAUUUCAUCAAUAUUCUUACUUGUUGCUGCUCCUGCAUUUGGUCUUGCUGGAGUCUGGACAGGGUUGUUUCUAUUUAUGACCUUACGGGUGGCAGCAGGAAUCUGGAGGCUAGGAACAAAAGAUGGACCGUGGAAAUUGGUUUGGUCCGAGUUGGAUCAGGAAAAUUCCCGGAUUGAUGGAUAAAUUCUGAUCAGCGAUCUACAUUCUCCCCUCUGCAUAAUAGUCAAUUUCACCAGUCUUUUGAACCAAUGACACGAGAACCAGUUGAUACAUUUAUUCAGACCACAAGCUGACUUAAAUACGAGCAUUAAACUUGAAGGCCACGAGUUGGUUUUGGGAUGCAUACCUCGAGUACUAUGACCAGGCAUGAUGGCUUUUUGUGAGCCAGAAGCAGUCAAUGCUAGAUUGAUAGGCACCUGCAAAACAAAUGGAUGAUCAAAUAUUGCGCAACGACAAGAGGAGCUGAUGUGAUGGAUGGUGAAAUAUUGGAUGAAGGACAGGGGAGGUGGUAGUGGUUCCUCCCCUUUUCUAGACUACUUCUCGUUCAGCGAAACUGUUAAACUGUCAGGGUGUGUAUACUUGACCCAAAUACAAAAUGUGAUUCUUAUGUAGCUCAGAAUUUUGUAUGCUUUGACCCUUUUUUUUUACCCCUUGCUGCUGCAACAGCUUGAUAUGAUUUGAAUUUUUCAGAGCCUUAAUGUUAAUAUGCCUUUGUUUUCUGAA
Diospyros lotus (date-plum) is the source of this 2377-nucleotide messenger RNA. RefSeq names its product protein DETOXIFICATION 44, chloroplastic. The transcript has 13 exons. Gene Ontology annotation, cellular component: membrane. The coding region runs from base 38 to 1837 and encodes 599 amino acids. The record is from RefSeq and is a predicted model, not a curated record. Gene Ontology annotation, biological process: transmembrane transport. Lineage: Eukaryota; Viridiplantae; Streptophyta; Magnoliopsida; Ericales; Ebenaceae. Gene Ontology annotation, molecular function: xenobiotic transmembrane transporter activity; antiporter activity.